Messenger RNA from Sinocyclocheilus rhinocerous, 2284 nucleotides. RefSeq names its product XK-related protein 5-like. Gene Ontology annotation, cellular component: membrane. The coding region runs from base 83 to 1894 and encodes 603 amino acids. The record is from RefSeq and is a predicted model, not a curated record. Lineage: Eukaryota; Metazoa; Chordata; Actinopteri; Cypriniformes; Cyprinidae. The transcript has 6 exons.
CAUCCCAUUUCACUACUCUUUUGUUAUGUCAAAUAUUGUAGAGAUAAUCUCAUACAACACAAAAACAUACUGAAGUACACAGAUGGAGUUUGAUGAUGACACAUGUUUUCUGUGUUGUUCAUCAGUGGUCUGCUGUGUGGGCUUCUACCUGUGGCAGGGGGAGCUGUGUUUGGCCGGACUGACCUUUGCCCUCUUGUUGCCGGGGUCACUGGUGCAGGUGUUGAGUUUCAGGUGGUACAGGGCCGACGGAGAUAAACGGACAUGCUACAAUUUCAUCAUACACACACUUCACCUGGGCAUCUUCAAAAGGUUUUGGGACUGCAGUGUGUGUGAAUGGACAUCUCAGGGCUCUUCGCAGUCGCAUGCGCAGGAGGUGAUGCAGAAUGCAGACCUGUCUGCUUUGCGUCUGCUGGAGGUUUUGCUGAUGACUCUACCACAGACACUCCUGCAGACGUACGCUCUCAGCAUUACCGACUACGGACUCUCAUCUCCAGUUGCUCUGUGUGAUGCGGUGUGUUUGCUGUCGCUGUCCUGGGCGCUGGUGCUCUACAGCCGGGCCUGUUGUUUGAUCCGUCCCGGGCAUUUGCAAAUGCCACCGGCGGCGCUCCUGUGUCAGCUGCUGUGGAGAAUGGGCAUGUUAGCCGCCCGCUUCACCAGCCUCGCCCUGUUCACCCGCACCUUCGGCUGCUGGGUCAUCGGGGUCAUAGCGUCUCAUUGGUUGAUGGCUGCGCUGUGGUUGGUCUCGCAGCAGACUGACAUAUAUGUGGGUCAGUGGUCAUGGCGUGUGUUUAACAUCAUUCUGGGAGGCGUGCAUCUGUUCCUGUUUCUCAACGUGAAGAACGGCCCGUCCCGCUUCCGGAUGGUGGGAUUCUACACGGUGAUGCUGCUGGAAAAUGCUACACUGCUAUUGGCUGCAUCUGACAUCCUGACUGAUGCAUCAUGGGAUAGGCUGACCGUCCCCACUGCUGUGCUGUGCAGCUUUCUGCUCGGUUUGACGUCCCUGAUGUUGUACUAUCGUUUCCUGCAUCCCAAAUCUACUGAAAUCUCUCUGGGUUUAGGUCAGCGUGCGCACAUGGGUCGUGAAUGUCUUCAGCAGGGCGAUUCGUCCUUUUCUCUGGGGGACAAAAGUCUUCCUCCGGCCCCUCUUCCCAUCCUCUUCCCGUCCUCUCAUCCUUCCUUCUCCCUCUCUGGGAUUCCCAGCUCUCUGCUGGAGCAUCCCGGGAGCUGCGGCGUGAAGCCGGACGGAGAGUGUCGCCACCAUCACUGGCUGCUCAUCCGUCUCGCCCUGAAAACCGGUGACCCGGUUAAGAUCAACAGGGCGUAUGGGGCGGGUGGCGUGUCUGGGAUACUGGUGGUGGAUCGGAAGGGAGAGAUCAUAGAGGACGGGUGCGUGUCCACCUCGGAAAGCCGGGACAAUACGAUAGUGCCGCUGUCCGACGGCAGGGACGAGUUUGAGAGCGUGAGUGAAGCCAGAGAGGAAGAGGAAGCGGAUGACAGUCUCGAAAUGGAGAGCCCAUUAGAGUCGCCUGAGUCCGAGUGCAAGUGGAGCUCGCCGGAGGGAAAAUCUGUUUUCCCCACUGAAUCCAGCUCCACUUUAUACUUCAGCGCCGACCCACAAUCUGAGACGCCCUUCGGUUUCGGCUCUGGAACCGGCCUGGAAACUCUUGACGAGUUGAGCCCCAUUUCCACAGACGGCGGGCUGCACAGGGAUCUCGCCUGUGGGCUUCUGGAACGAGCGGGACCCUGCUACACAUCUGCGCCCGGACUGAAUGGACAAGGGCUUCCGGAGGGUUCUGGAACACACCUCAGAGGCCCCCGCAGGCAGGUAGUUCUGUCCCGCAGGGGUCCGGAAGAGGACGGCGGGUUUUUAACAGCAAAUGAACUGCAGCUUUAAAUGGCAUUCACACCGACAGCGGUUUCCAGCGUGAACGUUUCCAGACAAUAUAAGCAGCACUGUUGCAAUGUGGGCGUGUCUUUAAUGUCAUGCAAAUGAGCUUCAAUGGCAGCUACCAAUGAGAGUGAAGAUGAUCCAUGUGAAGCAAGAUGGAGAAGCAGUUAAUGGUGUUGUGAGCAUUUCACUGUGUUGUGUAAUUUGUCUUUGCCCACAUUCAGGGAUGUAAUUUAAAAAAAAAUAUUUGUGGAAAACGUCAGAAAUUGUCGGCAAUGAGUUUCAUUCAUGCAAAAAUACUUAUUCAUCUAGUUCAUGAUGUGAUGCAAUUUCAAGACUGCUUCCCUUCCAGAAUGUGAAUUUUUAGUGGCAGCAAAACACAUUAUGCACACACAC